This is a messenger RNA of Didymella exigua CBS 183.55, 790 nucleotides long. RefSeq lists its product as uncharacterized. The record is from RefSeq and is a predicted model, not a curated record. Lineage: Eukaryota; Fungi; Ascomycota; Dothideomycetes; Pleosporales; Didymellaceae. Bases 286 to 519 code for a protein of 77 amino acids. The transcript has 2 exons.
GCCUUGUGCCCCGUAUUUAAAUGCACACGGACUUCCCCACACUCUCGCUCUUACCUACAUCGCAGCAUUUACAUUCACUUUGGCAUUGACUGUUCACUGUUCGCUCAAAAGUCUCUUCGAUUCGAUUGCUCUUUGUCACACGCACGCGUAUAAAGCAUCACCAUCAGCAUCAACAUCACUCAGCGUUUACGCCACUGCACACACACACACAGCACAAAGUCCCCCGAGUCGCCCUUGCACCUCACACACGAUCUUUCCAACUGCACAACACCCCACAUACAAAAAAUGUUCUCCCGCAUCGCCACCCGCGCUCCUCGCGCUUUCGUCCGCUACAACUCGUCUUCUUCCACAAGCCGCGCUGCGCGCGUUGUUGAGAUGGCCGGUCAGGUCGAGAAGCCAAGCGCUCUCGAAGCCUCCGUCCCCGUCAUGUGGGCUGUCUGCGGCGCGCUGACGUACACUGCGUGGAACAGAAUGGAUGGACGUCAGGGCGAUGAGGUCGAGAAGUUGAUCAUUGUUUAGAUCGCUUUGGCGCUUUUCGCCCUGGUGUUUUGUAUGUUCGCUGUUGGUGGCGACUUCUUCUCGUUUGUCUGCAUAGACGCGCGGCAUUGCGUUUAGACUUCUUCUUUGGGCUGCAUUGGGAUACGGGUUGGGCUUGGGAACGGAUUGCGUUGCAUGUGCAUGGAUGGGUUAAUAACUACAAUAUUGGGCAUGGGAAUACGAACGGAAUACUACUGCAUGUUCAUGCAGACCUCACCACAUCUCACCACUCACUCAUUGCUCCUCACUUUGA